Cucurbita maxima (winter squash) is the source of this 1338-nucleotide messenger RNA. RefSeq names its product PRA1 family protein A1-like. The coding region runs from base 213 to 842 and encodes 209 amino acids. The transcript has 8 exons. NCBI's taxonomy places the organism in Eukaryota, Viridiplantae, Streptophyta, Magnoliopsida, Cucurbitales, Cucurbitaceae. Gene Ontology annotation, cellular component: membrane. The record is from RefSeq and is a predicted model, not a curated record.
CGCAAAGCGAUUUCUUCCCGAUCUUUUAAUCACAGUCCAAAUUAGAAUCGCCUUCUCAAUAUAGUCAAGGCUCGAGACAUUUCAGAGCCCACAACCUUCCUUCGUUUCCUUUCUUCUCCUCCGACCCCUUGCUUUCCUUUUAGGGUUUACGCGCUCAAUUUCAACUCAGAACCAGAUCGUCUUCUGAAUUCGAUUAGUUUAGAUAGUCAGCCAUGGAUUGGGGCAACGUUACUACAGAGGAUCUGAUCGACGCGCUUCGAGAGGUUGAUUGGUCAUCGCCUCCUCGACCUAUCUCCGAGUUCUUCUCUAGAUUCACGGUCCCCCGAUCUUCCGCCAAGUGGAACAGCCGCCUCAAAUGCAAUCUCUAUUAUUACCGAACAAACUACUUCAUUAUGAUUGUUUUCAUUCUUGCCCUAGGUUUUCUACGGAGGCCUCUUGCUAUUGUUGCUGCUUUUCUCACGGCACUCAGCAUCGCCUUUCUGAAUGACAGUUUUGCAGGCACAUUUAGUGAAAAAGUAACCAGAACUGUUAGACAAUUCUCUCCACAUUUGGCUGCAAAGAUGAGACCUCCUCUCACGCCUGUUAUCCGUGGACGCCCGUCAGCUAAAAGAGCAAUAUACAUAUGUGGACGUCCUCGAUGGGUUUUUUCCUUGAUGUUCUCUUCUGUGAGUUUCUUACUCUGGUUCAUUUCUUGCGGUUUGUUGACUGUACUUUGGUCGCUUGCCUUUGGACUUCUCGCCACUUUGCUUCAUGCAAGCUUCAGAACACCUAACUUGAAAGCACGUCUAAACACUUUCCGUGAGGAAUUCCGUGCUGUCUGGCGCAAUUAUAGUGAACUGUAGUCAUAUAGACUUCGUAGAAUGCGUCCUCUGUUAAUUAUGGUGUUCAUACUGUAAAUCUGUGCUUCACCCGACUGCUUUGCUGCUUUCUCCGAAGAACAAUUUGCUAAGAUGGAAAGUCUCCAAGUGACGACUGCCAGAAUUUGCCAGAUCUUGCAACUGUAUGUAAAUUGUGGCUCAUGUUUCUGGAGAUGUAAUUGUUUCAUUCGUCAUCUGUAUUGUGAAGACUGAUGAUAGAUACAAUGGAAGGUUUUCAGUGAAGCAGACUGAUUAGUCUUUUAUUAGAACGCUCCUCAUUUCAAUGGCCCAUAAUAGUUAUGAACUCUAUUACUUCUUAUUUCUUCAAGAGCGAGUUCGUGAGCAGAUUGUGGUUGAAUAACAUCUGUGCCCUUUAAGUGCUUCCCGUUUCAGUUUGUUUGGAACUCAGUUCUUGUAAUUCCACCUCUCGGGGGGUUUUUAGCUACCAAAACCCAAAACUAUUGCCGAGAAUUUAUUUCCA